Molecule: messenger RNA, 11833 nt
Organism: Gadus morhua (Atlantic cod)
Lineage: Eukaryota; Metazoa; Chordata; Actinopteri; Gadiformes; Gadidae
Gene: ralgapa1
Product: Ral GTPase activating protein catalytic subunit alpha 1
Exons: 46
Coding region: 388-8706 (2772 amino acids)
Biological process (GO): positive regulation of GTPase activity; regulation of small GTPase mediated signal transduction
Cellular component (GO): cytoplasm; nucleus
Molecular function (GO): GTPase activator activity
Source: RefSeq, a predicted model, not a curated record
UGAUUUGUUUUCUCUCCUCCGCCAUGAUGUUACAUGGUAUGGGCUGGACAGCUAACUAGCUCCUUUAGCCUGCUGGGUGCUUGUGUUUGGGAAGGGAGGUGGUGCAAUGGGGAGAUGCUUUGCGCCGCUAAGCUUUACAUAGCAUUUGCCUCCAACAGAAUGCACCUUCACCAACGAGCUGUAUCCUCUGGUGAACCGCUCGUUGUCCUCGAGGGCUGCUGAUUGACAGCACAACGAUAUUUUAACGGUGGCCGAAGGACGGUGCUUCGUAACAAUUUAAAGAUUAACGCUCGCUGAAGUAAGCUGCCAGGCUAGUUCGGAGCUAGCCCCUCCUUGCUCUCUCUCUCUGUACAGUACCAUCAGAUUUCUCAGUCUCCUGCUGUAGGAAUGUUCUCUAAAAAGCCUCAUGGAGACGUCAAGAAAUCAACACAGAAAGUGUUGGACCCUAAAAAGGAUGUACUGACGAGACUCAAACAUCUGAGGAUAGUAAUAGAGAACGCAGAGUCAUCGGAGCUGAAGCAGUUCUUUGAUCAGAACUACUCGCACAUCUACUAUGUCUUCUUUGAGAACUUUGUCACCAUUGAGGUCGGCCUCAGACAAAAAGGACACAAGUCUCAGAGGGAGGAGCUGGAUUCCAUCCUCUUCAUCUUUGAGAAAAUCCUCCAGCUCCUACCAGAGAGAAUUCAGAGCAGAUGGCAGUUCCACAGCAUUGGGCUCAUCCUCAAGAAGCUGCUGCACACAGGAAACUCCCUCAAGAUCCGUCGCGAGGGCGUGCGCCUGUUCCUGCUGUGGAUGCAGGCGCUGCAGAGCCACGCCGAGCGGGAGCAGCUCUGCAUGUUCGCCUGCCUGAUCCCGGGGUUCCCCGCGCCGCUGUGCCACGGCACCCCCCGCACGCUGGACACUCUGAUCAACCCGCCGCUCAACCUCACAGAGACUCAGGUGACUCCAGAGGAGAUCACCCCAUUGGUCCCUCCUCAGUCAGGGGACAAGAACCAGGAAGACCUCACUGCCUAUUUCCUGGAAGCUUUGCUCAAAUACAUGGUAAACCAGGCCAAGUCUCUGGAAUGGCGCUGCAAAGAGAACCACGAGCGUGGCUUCAACUUCCUCUUUGACCACUUCAGGAAGUUCUACCUGCCCCACAUCUUUCCCAACUUCUCCAUGGAAACCAGCCUCUACCAACCCAUAUUGGACGUGCCCCCCAUGCGGCCCAAGCCCUACUACAGCAUGGUGCGCAGGGAGCCCGAUACCGGCAGCGAGCCCCUCUACUGCACCAAGGAGAGCUUCCUGCAGGCACGGGUCAUCUUCAUCCGCUGGCUGGUGUCCUUCUGGCUGGAGCCGCGCACCAACGCCCAGACCAUCAUCCCCGGCACCGAGGGCGAGAUCAUCCCCAAGAACAUCCAGAGAGCGGCCGCGGGCCUCGCCGCUCGCACCGCCGGCCUCUCGGACGACGGCCUGGGCGGGCUGCGGUCCGACAACCACCUCGACGGCACCGGCUCCGCGGGCUCCGGCGGACUGGGAGGGGGCGGCGGCGGCGGCAUCGGCGGCGCGCUGGGCGGCAAUUGCGGCGGUCUGGGCGGCGGCGGCGGGCUCUCGGGGGGCUUCGGGCGGGAGGGCGAGCAGAGCCACUCCAACACGUCCACGCUGACGGAGCGCGAGCCCAGCUCGUCCUCGCUGUGCUCCAUGGACGAGGAGCAGCUGACGGACAUGGAGGUGGUGCGCCGGGUGCUCACCAGCAACAGGACCAACGUCAACUUCAUCACCGAGAUCUUCAGACAGGCCUUUCUCCUGCCCAUGUGCGAGGCGGCCGCCAUGCGUAAGGUGGUGCGCGUGUACCAGGAGUGGAUCGCCAUGGAGGACAAGCCGGUGUUCAUGAAGGAGCCGGACCACGGCCCCUACCCCGCCACCAACAGCCUGGACCGGGAGCACGACGACCAGUGUAACAAACUCAUUGACAAUGAGAUGCUCGAGUACAGUAUCCAUGCUGGGGUCCAAACCACACUUCAGGUGUUCAUCACCCACUCCGCCAACGUGUUCCUGCUUGAGCCGGCCAACGACCUCAAGACCCUGCUGGAGGAGCAGGUGGACAUGUGCAAGCGUGUGCUCAACAUCUACCGCAGCCUCGUCAUGCACCAGAGCAUGGACCAGAAGACCUGGGAGCAGAUCUUGCUGGUGCUGCUCAGGGUGACUGAGUCGGUGAUGAAGAGGCCUCCCUCCAUCAUGCCUCAGGGGAAGAAGAGCAACACGCUGUCGGGACGGCUCGCUGCAGCCUUGUUUCAGACCCUGAUCGUGGCCUGGAUCAAGGGGAACCUCAACGUCUUCAUCAGCCGGGACCUGUGGGACGACCUGCUCUCGGUGCUCUCCUCCCUCACCUGCUGGGAGGAGCUGGUCACCGAGUGGUCCCUCACCAUGGAAACCCUCACCAAGGUGCUCGCAAGGAACCUGUACACUGUGGACCUGAAUGAGCUUCCUCUGGACAAACUAAGUGAACAGAAGCAGAAGAAGCACAAAGGAAAAGGCAUGGGUCUGGAGGGCCAGCGGCAGUGCGUGGACCGCUCCUUCUCCAAAGGUUGGAGCCGCGACCAGCCGGGCCAGGCAGCCGCCAUGAGGCAGCGCAGUGCCACCACCGCCGGCUCCCCCGGCCUGGAGAAGGCCAGGAACAUCGUCCGGCAGAAGACCGUCGCCCUGCGUAGCUGCUCCACGGGGGAUUCUCUGCUCUCCUCAGCCUUUAUCCGCAGUGCUAAGAGUGCUCCUGCUCUGGCCCCGCCUCUUCCUGUCCUCCACCACCACCAACACUUUCCCUUACUACCCCCUCUAGCUGACCAGCUGGCAGACCUCGAGGACCCGCCCAUCACCCUGGCACCCCGCCCCUCCCGCAUGCGCCACUCCUCGCAGAGCGAGGAGGCGCCCAGCGCUUCCUGCUCCGAGGUCUUCCAGGGCGGGUCAUGUGACCUGGAGUCGGCCCCGCCCCCGGUGCUGGCGCGGAGCAGCAGCGCCUCCGACGUGGUCAUGGAGCCCUUCGUCACGGAGCGGGCCAAAGGUGACGAGCCCCCCGACGACCCCCGCACCACCCCCGAUUCUUCCCACCACCUCACCCCCACUUUCUCACAGCUCACAGCCAGUAGCCUCGCCACGCCACCACCCCCGCCGCACUCCCCCGCCUCCGACCCCCUGGCCUCCCACCACGCCGUCCUCUCGUCCUCCUUGGACGAGCUGGGCGACGGCGCGCUGUACGCCCAGCUCUGGCCCGGCACGGCCCCUCGAGGGCGGGCCCCCCGCUCCGACUGGGCCAGCGUCUCGGACUCCGCCCUCGUCUUCUCCCCCGAGAGAGAGAUGGACGAGGAGGACGGGGGAGCGGGAGAAGAGGAGGACGACCUGUUCUCCUCCAUCAGGGAUUACCUCACCCAGAGGGGGGCCGAGUGGCGGGAGGAGGCCACGGCCGCGGGGGGGAAAGGGAAGGAGGGCGCCGGGGGCGACGCCGACGCCGCGCCCCAGCCCGUGCUGGUGCAGACGGGCAUAGCUAGGACCCAGGUAGGGCCGCUAGGGCAGGUCCGGGAGGCCCGGCAGGUGGCCCGGGAGGACGCCCGACAGGUAAGUAAAGCGGGGAGGCACGGCAGCGAGGACUCUGGGGAGGAGACGGAGGCGGAGCAGCGCAGCAUCUACGAGUGCCUGGAGCUGCAGUGCCCGUGGCCGUCGCCCGGCAGCGGCAGCUCCAGUCUAGAGAGGCAGGCCGGCCGCCGGGAGAGGAGGGACGGGGACAGAGACGGGGACGAGAGGGGAGGGGAUCAGGGAAGGGACCGUAAGGAAGUCGUGGUGUCGUCGCCGUUGUCCGAGAGACGCCCCCAGCUGACGAGGCAGGAGCCCCUGGAGACGGAGAUCGUCGGCGGCCCCGCCGCGAGCCCCCCCUCUCAGACCCCCAGCCCGGAGACGUCCCGGGGUAAGCUUGCCCGCGGGCGCCCCAAGAAGCGGCAGGCGAGCGGGGUCCACGUGAGCUUCCGGCCCUCCACCGAGUCGGUGCAGUUCCACAACCCCCUGGAGAGCAAGGAGGCCCACUGGAGGGCCCGGCUGCGGCGCCUCAGCCACUUCCACACGCACAGCCACUCCGCCGGGGAGCGGCCAGGCACCCCGCCGGGGGCCAAGGCGGGUCCGGGCAGUCUGGGAGGUUUACCCGGGGUGGGCCUCAAGGCGGGGCUCCAGGAGAAGGCCGGCCCCGGGGAGCCCUCGGCGGCCGGCCCCGGCGCCCCCGGGGACCGCUCGGGGGCCGGGGGCCAGGACUGCAGCGACAAGGACGAGGAGCGCCCGGGGGGGGGCGCGGCCCACCCGGAGAAGGCGGCCGGGGCCGGCUCCUCCGGGGUGAGGGGCCGCCUGGGCCGCUCCGGCCUGCGGCCCCGCGGGUCCCGCUCUCGCUCCCAGGAGCCCGGCGGCGGCGGCGGCGGCCCCCGGCACCACCACCAGGUGGCCCUGCUGGGCGGGGUCUAUAAGACGGUGGUGCACGCGCUGUCCUCCAAGCCCCGGCCCCGGGGCCAGGGCUCGUCCCAGGGCUCGUCCCCGCAGCGGCAGGUCCGCGGGGCCUCUGGCGACGCGCCCCUCAGGGACCUCUACUCCCACGUCCUGGGCUACUUUGGACGCAAGACCGCGACGCCAGCAGCCAAUAAGGAGGAGGUGGUCCAGAAAGCACGCCCGGUCUCCAGCGACGUUGGCGGCGCGAACCCCAACUUCUCGGACCUGAUGGACGAGUUCAUCCAGGAGAGGCUGAAGGGUCGCCGUGGCAGCAGCCCAGGCAGUCUGGAGAUCCCCAAGGACCUGCCGGAGCUCCUGGACGGCGGCCAGGGUCCCGGGUCGCGGGCCUCAGAUGACCCGCGGCCCAUCGACGACCCCGGGGUUCCCUCAGAGUGGACCUCUCCCGCCAGCGCCAGCGGCUCUGAUGUCGUCAGCUCCGACAGCCAAUCGGAUUCCUUUAAUGCCUUUCAGUACACCAGCUGCAAGUUUGACACCUUCACCUUCAGCUCAGACCUGGGCACCGGAGCAGGAGGGGGAUCGGGGUCUGACGGAGGAGGCGGGCGGGGAAGCUCCCUAGACCAGGACAGCCUUGGAGGGGGCAUGGCCUGUGAGGAACAGGAAGUGGCCAGUCUGACGACGCUCCACCUCGACUCGGAGACCAGCAGCCUCAGUCACACCGUCACCGUCACUGGGUCAGAGAGUGCCGAGUCUCCCGUGCGUUCCCUGGGGGGCUCUCGGUCCCAGACCCCCUCCCCCGCAACGCUGACGGCGGAGCACGCAGAGCGCACGCACUCCCACUCGCACACACACCUGCAACUGGACCAGAAGCUGCACCACGCUGCCCUGCAGACCCCUGACCACGAAACAAGUGAGGACUGUAGCGUGAUGGCUGGGGGCUCUUUGAUCGGUUGGCAUGCCGACGUCGCCACGGUAAUGUGGCGGAGGAUGCUGGGUAUCCUCGGAGACGUCAACACCAUCAAGGACCCAGAGAUCCACGCCCAGGUGUUUGACUAUCUGUGUGAGCUAUGGCAGAACCUGUCCAAGAUCCGGGAUAAUUUGGGCAUUUCUCUGGACAACCAAUCAUCUCCUCCGCCUCCUGGUCUGAUCCCGCCCCUCAGAAUCCUAACACCAUGGCUGUUCAAGGCGACCAUGCUGACGGAGCGCUACAAGCAGGGGAAGCUCCACGCCUACAAGCUGAUCUGCAGGAUCAUGAAGAGGCGCCAGGACGUGUCCCCCAACACAGACUUCCUCACGCACUUCUACAACAUCAUGCACCGCGGCCUCCUGCACCAGGACCAGGACAUAGUGAACACCAUCAUCAAGCACUGCAGCCCCCGGUUCUUCAGCAUCGGCCUUCCCGGAGCCACCAUGCUCAUCCUGGACUUCAUCAUCGCCGCUGCUCGCGUCACCGCCUGCUCCUCGCUCAACGCUCCCAGGGUGGAGGCGCAGGUGCUGCUGGGCUCCCUGGUGUGUCUGCCCAACCUGUACGAGGAGCUGCCCGCCCUGCACCCCACCACGGCAGACCUGGUGCUCACCAAGUUCACCGACGUCAAGGAACACAUUAUCAAACACAUCUUGACCUCCGCCAAAGAUGAACCCUCCGCUCCCGCAAGGUGUGUGGCCCUGUGCAGUCUGGGGAUCUGGCUGUGCGAGGAGCUGGUCCGAGGCACCCAGCACCCCCAGAUCAAGGAGGCACUCAACGUGCUGUGUGUCACUCUGAAGUACCCCAACAAGAGCGUAGCAUUGGUUGCAUCUGAUGUCCUUCACCUGCUGAUCAACUAUGCUGAUCACCUGCAGAAAUUCCCACCGGACACCCCCAAGAAGAUUGUUGAGAUUUUGAUUGCCACAAUCACAUGCCUGCUGCCUUCUACGGAGUCCUCCCCUCAUGAACUGGACAAGAGGCUGGUAGUGUCCUUGCUGCUGUGUCUGUUGGACUGGGUCAUGGCCCUGCCCCCCAAGACCCUGCUGCGGCCCGUUCAAACACGCAGCCCCCCAGACAAGGACCAGCCCACCAAGACCCUGCUGAGCUGCAUUUACAAGGUGCUGCACGGCUGUGUGUACGGCGCCCAGUCGUUCAGCAGCGCCAAGUACUUCCCCCUGCAGCUGUCGGACCUGUCCAGCUCCGAGUACGACCCCUUCCUGCCCCUGGAGAGCCUGCGGGAGCCCGAGCCGCUCCACAGCCCCGACUCGGAGCGCUCCAGCAAGCUGCAGCCCGUCACCGAAGUCCGCAGUCGCCUCCAGCACGGCCUGGUUUCCAUAGCGGCGAGGACGGUCAUCACACACCUGGUCAACCAUCUGGGGCAUUACCCCAUGUCUGGGGGUCCUGCUACGCUCACCAGCCAGGUGUGUGAGAACCACGACAACCCGUACUGCGAGAGCCCCGACCUGGGUCCAGAACUCUUCCACUCCCCCAACCUCCAGUUCCUGGUGCUCAACGGCUCCACGCUGCUCUCUGUGCUGCAGAUCCGGUCCGAGUCGGGGGUCCCUGGCGGGGGGAUGACGGCCGGGCUGUCCUCGGUGCCCGCCUGCGUGCGCGUGGUGGUCCGGGACGUGGCCGGCAAACACUCGUGGGACUCGGCCGUCCUGUACGGGCCGCCGCUCUGUCCCGGCGGGCAGGCCACCCCGCCGCCAACACGCCCACACCCUCAGGCCCCGCCGCAGGGCCUGCAGCUGCACACCCCGCCCGGACCCCCGGCCCGGAGGCUGGGCGACAAGAGAGAGGUGCAGGAGGAGGUGAGGGAGGAGGAGGAGGAGGAGGAGGAAGAACCAGAGGAGGAGCAGGACUGCAGUCCUGUGGAGAAGGAGAAGGAGCAGGGGGUGGACAGUGAGAAAGGGGAGGACGACGAGGAGAAGGACGAGGACGAUCAGAAAGAGGGCGAGGACGCGGUCAUGGAGCGAGGGGACGCCGGCUCCGAGCAGCUGCCCGCCCCGCCAUUGGCCAAGCGCGUGUGUCGGGAGGCGGUGCCUGGCUGGGAUUCGCUGAGGGAGGGAGACGACACGCUGGAUGAGAUGCUGCAGUACCUGGGCUACUCCAGUCCCGAGUGUCUGCAGAGAGCAGGCAUGCCUCUCAAUAUCCCCGCCCCUCAACCAGCGUGCGUCUCGGAGAAGCAGGAGAAUGACGUCAUCAACGCCAUCCUGAAGCAGAGUGCUGCAGAGCACGAAUUCAUCCUGCUCCGAGGGGAGGGGCUGAACAUGCGGGCGUCCCAGCAGCCCGAGCCCGACACCGAGACCCCGCAGUCGGCCUUCUACUACUGCAGACUGCUGAUCAACAUCCUGGGCCUCAACUCAUGGGAGAAGAGGACCAACUUCCACCUGUUGAGGAAGAACGAGAAGCUACUGCGAGAACUGAAGAACCUGGACUCCCGUCAGUGCCGCGAGACGCACAAGAUCGCGGUGUUCUACGUGGCCGAGGGCCAGGAGGACAAGCACUCUAUCCUGACCAACACAUCGGGGAGCCAGGCCUACGAGGAGUUUGUCUCUGGGCUGGGCUGGGAGGUGGACCUGACCAGUCACUGCGGCUUCAUGGGUGGCCUGCAGAGGAACCACAGCACGGGCAUGACCACGCCCUACUUCGCCACCUCCACCACCGAGGUGGUCUUCCACGUGUCCACGCGCAUGCCCCCGGACCAGGACCACAACCUCACCAAGAAGCUGAGGCACCUGGGAAACGACGAGGUGCACAUCGUGUGGUCGGAGCACUCGCGCGACUACCGCCGCGGCAUCAUCCCCACCGAGUUCGGGGACGUGCUCAUCGUCAUCUACCCCGUCAAGAACCACAUGUACUCCGUCCACAUCCUCAAGAAACCCGAGGUGCCGUUCUUCGGGCCCUUGUUUGACGGCGCCAUAGUGGACAUGAAGAUCCUGCCCAUGAUGGUCAGGGCCACCGCCAUCAACGCCAGCCGGGCCCUCAAGUCUCUGAUCCCACUCUACCAGAACUUCUACGAGGAGCGUUCCCGCUACUUGGAGACCAUCGUCCUACACCACCAGGAGCCCACCACCUUCGAGGACUACGCCGCCCGCGUCUACAGCCCCGCCCCCUGCACGCACCCCCCCUCUGACGCAGGCUCCUGCCUCGAGAUUCUUCGGGGAGAAAGUCCGGCUCUGGGGGAGGUCGGGGGCGACUCCCCCUCGCCCAUGUCUCCUCGGACUAGCAAGAGCCGCAUGUCCAUGAAGCUGAGGCGCUCGUCGGGAUCGGCCAACAAGACCUGAGCAAGAGGAGUCGACCCCCUCCCCCCCCCCCCCCCCCCCACCCCCCCACCCACCCACUACACUACAAUACUCUACACAUAGACACACAAAUGCACGUGUGUCUUCUAAUAUAUUUCACUGCUUUGCCAACCACCUCCACCGCAGCAAAACACAGCAAAGGGUGUCUUUUGUUCAUAGCCGUCAUCGACUGGCUGUACUGUUGGCUGAUAAGGGGCUGACUCGGCUCUGGGACUGACCCCGGAUUGGCUUCCCCAUCGGGUGUCAGCCGGUGACGCCGUGACCAGGGCUAGACAACCUGUCGGAGCGGUGCCACGUGUAUAGGUGCCUGUUGGUUGCCUUCGGAAGUGCAGAAAAGCUAAAGUCGGGAUUCCUCAAGAUGUUAUUGGAUGUAAAAUAACCUUGAGAAGAGAAAUCGAUAUCACAUGAUCAAGGUCAUUUGUUGUGAUCUUAUGUCUUGCAGGCGUGAAAGGGAAGAGCGUUUGUGCUAUGUUCACUGUGAUAUUAUUUUUUUUCCGUUUAGAAUAGCGUUUAGAGUAGGUCCAUUCAGGCAAUUGUUCACCAUCGUGUGUGUGUGUUUCUGUGCGUUUUUAACGGGGAAAAUGGUUUGGGAUUUUUGUCGGACAAACAAACAUAGCCAGCAGGGUGUGCCAGUCGGCCACAGUCACAGCCAAUGGGGAGCCCUCACCCCGCAUGGUAGCCAAUGACGGUGGACUUUGAGUGAAGAAGCGACUUGUCCCUCGUGAGUUCCACCUGUCCAGCACGCCUCCAUUUUACACAGCUCACUAUAGAAUCCAUUUCCCAUUCACACUCCUGUGCUUCCAUGCUGUACUGUGCCGCCCUGUUCCUUUACACCUCCAGUGGGUUCUCUCUGCGCCAUAAGGGGGUUGCCCUCUGCGUCGUGUGCCACGCCACCUCAUAUCGCUCUGUCCCGCCGGGGGUUAGCGACGGCGCCAAAACUGGCGUAGGAAAGGUAUUGUGCAAUGAUGAUCUGUGUGGUUUGAAAAGCGCCGCUCAUUUGAUUGCUAUGGUCUGGUCGCAAACUGACAAUACUGGGGAGUAUAUUGACAUUUUUGCAUGUAUUUCGCUCAGCCCCUAGAUGAUAAAAUCAGUUCGGAUAAAGACACGUUCGGACAAAGACAAGUAAAACUGUAUUUGUGGACAGAAGCUACAUGUAGAUGUAUUUUGUGUGCAUUGUAAACAGGGGAUAUGGCAAACUUGUACAUAUUGUAUUAUUUUAUUCUCCCUCUCUGCAAUGGUAAAAGAAAAUGCUUUGCUCUAUCAAACUUGGACAAUUGUUUUGCAAGGAGAAACUAAGACCUAUUAAAGUCCCAUCGGCCCUUUUCUUGUGCUCGGUGCAGCAUGAGGCCAUAUUUAGGCAACCCUUAUCACCCCACCCUUUCCAGUAAAACACUUGUGCAUUAUCCCUCGGAAGUGCUGCUAUGCGACAGCGCUAUUAAACUGAAGGUCAAUCCAUUUGGUUUCUGAAGGAAAUCUUUUCAUCAAAUUGACAAUUGAGAAAUUUAUUUUUUAUUUACAAUUCAACCAAAAGAAUGCUGAGUAAAUGCAUAUACCCGCCUGUUCCCUCAGCACAGCGCUUUGAGCAAUGCUUAGCACAAGGGGAUGGGAGCGUGUUUAGACGAAAGAGAGGUAUUCUACAGCUCGUAGGACGUAACUGGUUAUAUAAAAAAACGAUUAUAAAAAGCCUUUUCUUGCUUUUUUGAUUGACUGUAAUGUAUGUUUUGACCCAAACAAGAAUAAUGUUGCUGCAUCUCUUUAGUUUGGUGGCAUUUUUAUAUGUGGUAUAGAACUUGAGUUUCUAACUGCAUCGAUAUAUACAUUGAAUAUAUAGGUUUAUGAAUAUCUAUUAAAUGUGUACAGAGAGAGGAAACAUGUUAUGUAUAUACUAAUAAGUCAGAAGAGCCAAAAUAAAAACUGAAAAACAAUCAACCUCAAGCCCAUAUCCGCUCCAGAUGGGUAAACACUACUAUAAUAUUUUUGUUUUUAUAUAUAUAUAAAUAUAUAUAUUAAGCGAUUAUAAUUUUUUUAAGCACUUCAACUGACUAGUGGAAACCUUCAUUCUUGCGCUUCUGAAGAUGUACCGUUUGCUUGGCUUCUACAGACUACAUUGAGUUCAUGUCCAUUUUUGUCCUAUUGCAUUUCUUCCCCAAUUUGUUUUUGUUUUUUUCAUUUAAAUCCUGGCCCCAUGAUGUCACGUAUCAUGAAUACAAUAGUCAGACUCCAGCUCCGGAGCUUAAUUUUUCAUUAAUUUUCUUUCUAUCUCCAUAGCCAUUGUUUCUCCAAAGUGAGAGAAAAAAGGGAUUUAAGACGCCAUAAUAUUUUUGAAAAGUGAUUCCAUUUACUAAUGACAUUAUGGAUUGAGCUCAAACUUUUUUUUUUUAUCAUUUGUAGACGCGAGUCUUGUGAAUAUUUCACUCCUGACUAACGUUAAAAUAUAUUUUUGUUCACAUGACAUUACUUUAUAUUCGUAGUCGUCUUCGAGGAUGAAAAUGAGAGCCAUAUACCUGUGUCCCUCCACCUCCAUCACUACCACACGUGCAUCACAUGUGAACCCCAUGUGCCCCUGGCUUCUGCACUAAACUGUCUGUGCUCCACUGGAGAAGGUGUCAGGGCGUUCCAUCUCGACGCCCGUCAGCACUUGUGUGCACUCGUGCAACCUUGCCCUUUUUACCUCUUGCCACUCACUAGUACAAUACUUUGUUGGCUGUUUAAUCAGGUAAAAUCAUCCAACACUUUGGUGACCCAAUAAGACAUAUUGUUGUGUUGUUGCCAUGAACAUUCAUAGUUAAAAUUUUUGUAAGGGUGCCAAAUUGUAAUUGCCUGUAUAAAUGAAUUGAUGGCGUUUGAUGGCUUUAAAACAGAUGUGUUUGUGUGUGUAUAUAUAUACAUAUAUAUAUAUAAUGUAUAGAGGCAGUGAGCAGUUUGGGGACAAAGCUAGUGUAGCCUGUGUGACUCGACAUGCUGCAUGCCAUCAGAUCAGUUAUAAACGCAUGUGUGACAGUUGUAUCCAAACACAUGCGCACGCACACACACAACUAUCACUGUCAAAUCUGUUACAUAAGGAGUGGAUGUGUAAUGCUUUUUGACAAUAAAAGAUACAAAAUUCUAA